This is a messenger RNA of Fusarium coffeatum, 2631 nucleotides long. RefSeq lists its product as uncharacterized. Bases 1 to 2631 code for a protein of 876 amino acids. The transcript has 2 exons. NCBI's taxonomy places the organism in Eukaryota, Fungi, Ascomycota, Sordariomycetes, Hypocreales, Nectriaceae. The record is from RefSeq and is a predicted model, not a curated record.
AUGUUUGCGACACUCGUUCCCUUUUGUUUCUCCACCAUCUUCGUUUCUCUCGUCUUCACCAAAAUCGUCCAUCUUUCCAUUCACGCCAAAACAAUCUCACCAGGCGCAUUCAUCCUUUUCCUCCCGUCGCUACUCAUCCCCGACCUCAUCAUUAUCUACGUAUCGCGUCUGGCUCUGCGACAACAAAAGGGCCUCUUCUCUGUCGGCGCUUGUGUGCUGGGAUGUAUCUUCUCAUUUGUACUGCUCGGCGCGUCGGCGUCGCAAUUAGGCUUCUUUUACUCCACGGGUAAUGAGGUCAAGUGGUCUGAGGCGAGGAGUUAUGCUGGCGAUGCCAAGGGUAUGAAGAUUCUGUUGAGCGGGAUCAAUUCAGUGCUCGCGGCUGGUGCCAUCAUUGUUGUUGUGGCUUGGUUUGCCAAGUGGUUUGUUUACAGAGCUGUUGGAUCGCUCAUCACAACGGUUGGAACACCUGUUGUGCAUGCGUGGCAGUCGAUCCGAAACAGAACCCCACGAUCUCCUCGCUCCACCUCACCUUACGAAUCCGACAGUGAAUACGACGAUGUCGAAAAUGCCAAAGAAGGUGCUCAACUCCUCAAAAGUGAGGCUCACGAAGAGUCCCGAACAAGGCCUCGAACAGUGGUCAUUCUCGCUGUUGUGGGCGCCUUCCUCUUCCUCACCACGGCUCUCCGACCCGCUGCGCCUUACACCAUGAUGUCCAUGUCGCUUCCAUUGGCCAUGCUCGACAUGUUCAAGUCGCCUUCCAACGUCUGCAAUGCUGCCAGCGGUAACUGGCCUUUGACUGCGCUCAUCACCGAGGACAAGUGGGAGGAACCCAAGGGACACUUCCCAGGCUGGACACCCGGUGAGGUCGGCGAUGCGGCGCGCAAGUACCGCGAGACAACACCCGAAUGGCUUCCCUCCGACAUCCCCUCCGGCUUCCACAAAUGGACCCAGAAGGAGUCCAAGCCCAACACCACAGAACAAGACCAACCAAAGACCAGCAACGGCUGUGUCGUCCCCUCCGCGGAUGACACCUUCUACAACCCUGUUCUGGAUCCAAUGAAGAUCUCCAAUCUCGACAACGACAUCCUCGAUGUGCUGCGCGACACCCUAUCAGGCGGCGACGUCAAGAUCAAGCACGUGGCACUAAUCAUGAUGGAGAGUUACCGUGAGGAGCUGUUCCCUCUGCAGCAGGGCUCCGAGUACCACAAGCUCAUCAUGAAGUCGCACAAGGGUGAGGACGUGGACGCUGUCAACGCCAAGCUGUCACACUUGAGCCCCGUCGCCGAGAAGCUGACUGGCAAGUCGGGUAACUGGAAGAAGAAGGACGGCUCGGAUUUCGAACACGUGGCUAUCCCGCAGUGGAACGAUACUGCCGCGGAGGGAUACGGAGGUAUUAACGUCGUCGGUGGUUUCACGACGUCUUCGCUUUCGUUCAAGAGCAUGGCUGCCAUUCACUGUGGUUCUUGGUCGAUGCCUGUUGAUGGCUUUGAGGAGUCUGAGACAGACAGCUACCAGCCUUGCAUCCCCCAGGUUCUCAAUCUCUUUAACAAGAUCAAGGACAACAAGACCUCCAAGGACUUCCUUGAGCAGCAAUGGUACCCCGCUUUCUUCCAGUCCAUCACCGACGGCUAUGACCGUCAGGACAAAUUCGACAAGAAGAUCGGCUUCGAGCACCAGGUCACCCGAGAACGUCUCGAUGACGAGAAGAAGGACGGUGACGAUCUCGAGGAGAUCAACUACUUUGGCUACGCCGAGACAACACUGAAGCGUCAUAUCAAGGAUUACCUCAAGCAGGUCAACGAUGAGGGCAAGCGCAUGUUCUUCUCUCACUUCACCAGCACGACUCACCACCCAUGGGGCGUUCCUCAAUCAUUCAAAACACAAGACUACCUCAACACCGACGGCAAGAUGAAGUGGCACGAGGAGUUCAACAGCUAUCUCAACGCCGUUCGAUUUACAGACGCUUGGCUCGGUGAGCUUCUCCAGACCUUCGACGAGUACGGCAUGACCAACGAGACCCUCGUCGUCUUCGUUGGCGACCACGGACAAGCUUUCAAGGAAGAUCAAAAGUCCAAGAUCGGAACGUACGAGAACGGCCAUGUUAGCAACUUCCGCGUCCCGAUUACAUUCCGCCACCCGCACAUUCCCCGAGUCCAAUACAACGCCAACGCAACAUCCCUCUCCAUCCUCCCUACCAUCCUCGACCUUCUCAUCAACACCAACUCCCUCAACGAAAAGGACACAAACGCCGCCUCAGACAUCAUCCAAGACUACGAAGGCCAAUCUCUCAUCCGACCCUACAAGACCAUUCACAACGGCCGUCGCGCAUGGAAUUUCGGUAUCAUCAACGGCGGAGCAAGCAUGUUGUCUAUGACCUCUGCCGACUCGCCCUGGCGGAUAGUUAUUCCGCUUGAUGACUCUACACAGUACCGCUUUACGGAUCUUAAGACUGAUCCGUUGGAGCGUAAAGCUGUGGAGGGUUGGACGCUUCAGCAACUUGAGAUUGCUGUUGAGAAUAAGUUUGGCGAGGAGGCCUCUACUUGGGCAGCCGAGGCGGAUGCUGUGGCUAAGUGGUGGGGACCUGAGAGGAAGAGAUUAUGGGGAUAUGAUCCUUCACAUAAGGAGGAAUAA